This is a messenger RNA of Triticum dicoccoides, 2957 nucleotides long. Its product is annotated as serine/threonine-protein kinase-like protein CCR4. Bases 200 to 2758 code for a protein of 852 amino acids. The record is from RefSeq and is a predicted model, not a curated record. Gene Ontology annotation, molecular function: ATP binding; protein kinase activity. Lineage: Eukaryota; Viridiplantae; Streptophyta; Magnoliopsida; Poales; Poaceae. Gene Ontology annotation, biological process: protein phosphorylation. The transcript has a single exon.
CAACCCAACGAGCAACGAAACCCAACGCGGACGCGGUGUCCUCGACUCGUUCUCCAUCGGUCGAUCCACCCACCUACAACCCCGAAACAGAAAGCCAAGCCACCAAGCGAGAAAUCAAAUCCAAGCGAGCCGAGCCAAACCGGAGCUCCCUCCGUCCCUCCAUCCAUACACCCAUGUCGUCUCCUCCCUCUCGUUCCCAAUGCUAAUGUCUCGCCGCCCCGGCCUCGCCACCAGCACAACGCGCCUCCUCGUCGUGAUCGCCUUCCUCCUCGCCGUCGCCGCGGCCGCCGCGCCGCCGUCGCCGCGCCAGUUCUCCACCGUCGCCAUCUCCCACACCCGCAACAGCACGCUCGUCUGCGCGCUCAUCAUCGACAGGGUCAACGAGGAUGGCGGCGGCAACUCCAAGCUCCAGUGCAAGUCCAUGCCCGACGGCCGCCUCACCUCCUACCCCUCCGCCGACAUCCCCUUCAACGCCAUCGCCGCCGGCAAGGACUUCCUCUGCGGCCUCAUGGCGCCCGUCGGCGGCCACGCCGCCAUGCGCUGGUGGUCCUUCACCGAGGAGGAGGAGGCCAGGCGGUCUCGCCCCGUAGGCCGGCGCAUCUACUGGGGCCCCUCGCUCCGCUCCAUGUCCGCCGGCGGCCCGCACGUGUGCGGCCUCUCCGACGACCACGACCCCACCUGCUGGGAGUGGCCCGGCCUCGACCUGCCCAAGGGCCUCGACUUCUCCCUCAUCGCCCUCGGCCAGGACUUCCUCUGCGGCAUCGUGAAAGGCGACGACACCGCCAUGAGGUGCUACGGCGGCGCCAUGCCGUCGACGCCCCAGUUCACGGCCGACGGGGUUGAUGUCACGUUCCAGACGGUCGCCGCUGGGCGCCGCCACGCCUGCGCCGUGGACAAGCUGGGCGGCCUCGUGUGCUGGGGCGACGGGAACCCCACGGUCCGUCUCGACGAGCUGCCGGCCGACAUGAUGGCCAUGGCGCUCGGCCGCAACACCACCUGCAUACUCGCCGGGAACGGCACGGUCAGGUGCUGGGGCGUGAAGGUGCCGGAGGAGUACACGCACACCACCUUCGUCUCCAUCGAGGCCGACGGCGACACGGUGUGUGCCGUCAUGACCAGCAACUACUCCGUCGUCUGCUGGGGGAACGACGGCCGCUUCGACGGGAGGCACCUCGUCUACAACAACACCAUGCCGGGAGCCUGCGCCCCUAAGAGUAACUGCUCCUGCAACAUCGUACCCGACUCAGGGAGGCUCUGCGGCACCGGCGGCGGAUUGGGCGGCGAAGAACUCGCCGUGUGCAGCCCGUGCAAGCAGCCACUGAACGCGUCCAGGAUCGUCGUCAGCAAUGGGAGUACGGCCCGGCUCGGUGACGGGGCUGGUGAUGCGAAGAAGAAGAAGACGCUCUUCGUGGGGCUCGGCGUGGCCAGCGCCGGCGUCUUGGUGAUCAUCGUAGCAGGGCUGACGUUCUACGUGCUGGCGUCCAGGAAGUCGGAGAAGAAGGCGCACGCCACUGUCCGGCUCGGGGAGUCGUCGUCCAGGCGGCUCUGCCGCGACGGCGACGUGGAGAUCAUGGUCAUGCCGGCGCGGGAGCGCUCGGCUUCGCAGCCUGCGCGACCGCUCGGGUGCGAGGAGUUCACGCUCAAGGAUCUCUCGCGGCUGACGAACGCGUUCGCGGAGGAGGCCAAGAUCGGGAGCGGCAGCUUCGGGUCCGUGUACCGCGCGAAGCUCCCCGACGGGCGGGAGGUCGCCAUCAAGCGGGCCGAGCGCGCGUCCACCGGCGCGCGGCGGCGGCGGCGGUUCGACGCGGAGCGGGCGUUCCGGUCGGAGCUGAGGCUGCUGUCCCGCGUCAACCACCGCAACCUGGUGUCCCUCCUGGGCUUCUGCGAGGAGCGCGGCGAGCGCAUCCUCGUGUUCGAGUUCAUGCCGCACGGCGCGCUCCACGACCACCUCCACGGCGAGGACGCCGGGUCCGGCCACUCCCCGCUCUUCUCGUCAUGGGAGGCGCGGCUCCGCGUGGCGCUGGACGCCGCCCGCGGCGUCGAGUACCUGCAUUGCUACGCCGUGCCGCCCAUCAUCCACCGCGACAUCAAGCCUUCCAACAUCCUGCUCGACGACGACUGGACGGCGAAGGUGUCCGACUUCGGCCUCUCCCUCGUGAGCGGCGCCUCGGCGUCGGCGAGUCCGACGACGACGUCGGGGACGGCCGGCACGGUGGGGUACAUGGACCCGGAGUACUACCGUCUCCAGGAGCUGACGGAGCGGAGCGACGUGUACAGCUUCGGCGUGGUGCUGCUGGAGCUGGUGACCGGAAGGAAGGCGAUCCACCGGGACCAGAGCCAGGAAGGGAGCGGGUCGCCGAGGAACGUGAUCGAGUUCGCGGUGCCGGCCGUGGAGGCUGGGAACAUCGACAAGAUCCUCGACAGCCGGGUGCCCGCGCCGCGGGGGCACGAGGUGGAGGCGGUGGCGCGCGUGGCCAAGAUCGGCGCCGAGUGCGUCCGGCCGCGCGGGCGCGGGCGGCCGGUCAUGUCGGAGGUGGUGGCGGAGCUGGAGUGGGCCGUGACGCUGUGCGAGGAGUGCGUGGUCCGGUCGGCGAGCGGCGGGCGGAACAGCAGCUCCCGGAACGGCGGCUCCGACAUGUCGCGGUCGAGGUCGAGAUCGGAGUCGGAGGACCGGAGCCCGUACCACACGCGCGAGUUCAGCUUCGGGUCCGGCCGGGUCGCCGGCGUCGGACAUGCCAGAUCCUACUCAACCAUGUAAAGAUUUGAUUUUUUUUUUCUCUUCUUCUUUUACAGUUUCUGUGUAGGAAGGGUGAAUUAGUUCUUGUCCAUAAAAAUUUUACAGGAAAAAAAUACAGUGAGAAAUCAGAACAAGUUCUCAUAAUUUUGCAAGAGAUGGAUGCAUCAAUGGGUUUGCUGUAAAUUGUGGCGGUUAAUUUAACGUUGUGAUUCGUCGAGAA